Leptonychotes weddellii (Weddell seal) is the source of this 5305-nucleotide messenger RNA. It is a transcript of the gene NES, whose product is annotated as nestin. Gene Ontology annotation, cellular component: intermediate filament. Gene Ontology annotation, molecular function: intermediate filament binding; CCR5 chemokine receptor binding. Lineage: Eukaryota; Metazoa; Chordata; Mammalia; Carnivora; Phocidae. The record is from RefSeq and is a predicted model, not a curated record. Gene Ontology annotation, biological process: positive regulation of intermediate filament depolymerization.
GGCCGCCGGGAGCUGCAGCAGCUGCGGGCCGAGCGCGGCGGCCUGCGGGAGCUACGGGCGGCGCUGGAGCAGAGGCUGCAGGGCGGCUGGCAGGAGCGGCUGCGGGCCACCGAGAAGUUCCAGCUGGUGGUGGAUGCCCUGGAGCAGGAGAAGCAGGGCCUGCAGAGCCAGAUUGCCCGGGUCCUGGAAGGUCGACGGCAGCUGGAGCACCUCCAGAUGUCCCUCAGCCUGGAGGUGGCCACAUACAGGACCCUCCUAGAGGCCGAGAACUCCCGGCUGCAGACCCCCGGCAGCGCUUCCAAGGCUUUCCUCAGCUGCCAGGACCCUAAGCUGGAGCUGCAUUUCCCUGGGACCCCAGAGGGCCAGCAUCUGGGACCUUUGCUCACUGCCCUGAGCCCUACUUCCCUCUCCUUGCCCUUGCCUGAUACCCUUGAGACACCAGUGCCAGGCUUUCUGAAGAGCCAAGAAUUCCUCCAGGCCCGUACCCCAACCUUGGCCAGCACCCCUAUCCCGCCCACACUUCUGGCUCCCUGUGCCAUUACAGAUACAGAGAUCAGAGCCCAGGAUGCCCCGCUCUCCCUGCUCCAGCCACAGAUUGGGAGGCAGCAGGUUCCAGAGGCCCUGCACUCUAAAGCCAAGGUAGCCAUCCCUUCCAGCAUCCUGCCAGGACCAGAGGAGCCUGGAGGCGAGCAACAAGAGGCCAGUACUGGCCAGUCCCCUGAGGAUCAUACCUCCUUGGCCCCACCCCUCAGCCCUGACCCCUGUAGUUUAGAGGCCAAAGGUAGAGAACCCGGUGGGUCUGGAAUGGCCAGCAGAUUCCAGGAGGAAGGUGAAGGGCAAAUCUGGGGGCUGGCAGAGAAAGAAAUGGCCAUAGAGGUAAAAAUGGUGAACAGUUUGCAGCAGGAAACAUGGCAAGAAGAUGGGGAUCUGAACAUGAAGGAAAUCCAGGACUCCCAGGGUCCUUUGGAAAAAGAAACUCUGAAGUCUAUGGAAGAGGAAAUUCAAGAGCCACUGAUGUCUCUGGAAAAACAGAGCCAUGAGGCACUGAGAUCUCUAGAGAAGGAGAAUCCAGAAUCUCUGAGGUCUUUAGAAGAAGAGAGUUUAGACACAUCAAAAGGUCUAGAAAAGGAGAAUCAAGAGCUAUUGAUGUCUUUAGAAGAGAAGGAUGCAGAAGUAGUGAGACCUCUAGAAAAAGAGACUCUAGGACUACUUAAACCUGUAGGAAAAGAGGACCCACAGACAUUGCAAUCUCUAGAAAAGGAGAAUCAAGAACCAAUGAGGUCUCUUGAAAGUAAUCUAGAGACAUUUUUAUAUCCAGAAAAGGAAAAUCAAGAGUUAGUAAGGUCUCUAGAAGAGAACUUUGAGUCAAAAAGAGAUUUAGAAAAGGAGACUCAGAAGCCACUGAGGUCUCUAGAAGAUGAGAAUCUAGAAAACUUAAGACUACUAGAAAAAGAGAACCAAGAGUCUCUGAACUCUCUAGAAGAUGAGAAGCAUAAGACCUUGAGACCUGUAGAAAAAGAGAACCAGGAACCACUGAGGUCUCUAGAAGAAGAAGACAAAGAGACAUUGAGGCUUCUAGAAAAAGAGAACCAAAGGUCCUUGAGGUCCCUAGAAGAAGAGGAGCAGGAGACAGUGAGACCUCUAGAAGAAGACAACCAGGAGCCAGUGAGGUCUCUAGAAGAUGAGAACCAGGAGACAUUGGGACCUCUAGAAAAAGAGAACCAGAGGUCCUUGAGGUCUCUAGAAGAAGAGGACCAGGAGACAAUGAGACCUCCAGAAGAAGAGAACCAGGAGCCAGUGGGGUCUCUAGUAGAAGACCUGGAAACACUGAGACUUCUAGAAAAAGAGAACCAGGAGCCAGUGAAGUCUCUAGAAGAUGAGAAUCAGGAGACAUUGGGACCUCUAGAAAAAGAGAACCAGAGGUCCUUGAGGUCUCUAGAAGAAGGCCAGGAGACAUUGAGGCCUCUAGAAAAAGAGAACCAGGAGCCAGUGAAGUCUCUAGAAGAGGAAAACCAGGAGACAUUGGGAUCUCUAGAAAAAGAAAACCAGGAGCCAGUGGGGUCUCUAGAAGAAGAAGGCCAGGAGACAUUGAGGCCUCUAGAAAAAGAGAACCAGGAGUCAAUGAAGUUUCUAGAAGAUGAAAACCAGGAGACAUUGAGAUCUCUAGAAAAAGAGAACCAGGAGCCAGGGGAGUCUCUAGUAGAAGAAGACAAGGCAACAUUGAGACCUCUAGAAAAAGUGAAACCAGAGCCACACAUGUCUCUUGGAAAAGACCAGAAGAUAUUUAGACCUCUUGAAAAUGAGAAUCAACAGUUAUUAAGGUUCCUAAAAGAAGAGAAUGUAGAGACAAUGAGAUCUUCAGAAACUGAGAAUCCAGAGUCACUAAAGUCUGCAAGAGAAGACUUGGGAAUAUUGAAAUCUCUAGAAACUCAAGAGUCACUGUGGUCUCCAGAAGAAAUGAAUCAGGAGACAAUGAAACCUCUAGAAAAGGAAAUUCAAGAAGCACUGGACUCUGUGGAAGAUGACCGAGAGACACUGAGACCCCUAGAUAAGGGGGACCAGGAAUCACUGAGAUCUCUGGGAGGGUGGAACCUAGAGAAUCUGAGACCUCUGGAAGAGCUAGGUCAGGAAAGUCAAAGGAACCUGACCGAGGAAGAGACCCCCGAGCAGAUGGAGAAUCCAGAGUCUCCGAGGUCUUUGGAAGAGGAAGGACCGGAGUUGCCACUGUCUGCCAACCAGCAGGGGUGGGAAGAUGUGGUGGGGGACCGAGAAUUGGAGCAGGAUUUGCCCCCUGGCAGGGCGGCAGCGGGCCAGGAGGCUGAGGCAAAGCUGGACGUGAGGGAGUGGGCUGGCUUCGCCGGGAAGGAGUCUGUGGGGCAUGGACAGCUGCGGCUGGUGGCCGCAGGGGAGGUCUGGAGCACAGGAGAGGGGCACCCAGGGAGCCCUGAGCCCAAAGAGCAGAGGGUCCCAGUUGAGGGAGCCAGUGGGGAGGGAGGCACUGAGGGCUUCCGGGACCCCGAAGGGCAGCCAGAGCAAGUGGGGGUGCCAGGCCUCCAAGCUCCCCAGGGAGUGUCAGAGGUGAGAGAGCCGGUGUUGGAAGGUAGAGAUGAGUCCCUGGGGGGUGGCCAGGCCUCCCCAGAGGUCACUUCGGGGUUAGAGACAGCUGUGGGCAAGUCUGCUGCGGGAAGCCGGCAGGGACCAGAGCAGGAGGUGGUGGGGCUGGAGGACCCAGGCCCCCCGGCCAGAGAGGAGAGGGAGGCGUCACCCAUGGGCGAGGAAGGUUUGCAGGCAGAGAGGAUGCAGGGUUUGGAAGGGCCCAGAAAGGACCCAGAGGAGGCAGCUGCUCUGGACCCAGAGCUUUCCACCCCGUCCAGGAAGAGCACAGACCCCCUGCAGCCUCCCAGGGGCUGGGAGGAGGCAGAGCCGGGGGCCCCGUGGGGAGCAGAGGCGGGGCUCCCCGCUGAGACCAAGUGCCCCUCUCACAGUGGAAGCAGUAGGGGUACCCCUCAGCCCAGGCCCCUGGGGUCAGAGGAAGCAGGAAAAGAUGCAGAGCUAGUGCUGGGGCCCCCCAGCCCAAGGCCCACUGAGCCCCGGGCGCCCGCCCCAAUCCCUGGAGAUGCCCCUGGGCUCGAGCUCCUGGCUGAGGGGAGCCAGGAGGCUGGCUGGGGGCUGGAGGGCAGUGCAGAGGCUCUGGGAAGGCUGGAGGGGGAGCAGGAGAAAUUGGGUUCUGAGGGGAGCCCUGAGGAUCUCCAGGAGGAGGGGGAGGAGAACAGAGAAGACAGCGAGGCUGAUGAGCUUGGGGAGACUCUUCCUGACUCCACUCCCCUGGGCCUCUAUCUCCGGUCCCCAGCCUCCCCCAAGUGGGACCUGGUUGGAGAGCAGAGGCCCUCCCCUCAAGGGGAGGCCAGAGAGGAAGGCUGGGAUCCUUCUGUUCUGGCCCCUGAGGGCUGUGGGGCUCAGCCUGGGGAAGAGGAGGAGGAAUGUGGUCAGGACUCUGACUUGUCGGAGGAGUUUGAGGACCUGGAGACCGAGGGUUCUCUCCUUCCCAGCAUCCCCGGCGAGGCUGUGGAACCUCCAGGCCAAGUGCCUCAGCUGCUGCUGGAGCCUGCAGCCUGGGACAGGGAUGGGGAGUCCGAUGGGUUUGCAGAUGAGGAAGAGAGUGGGGAGGACGGAGAGGAAGACAGAGAGGAAGAAGAUGGGAGGGAGUCGGGGGCUGACCAGUGGGGCCCAGGGUCCUCUGUGGGCCCCCUCCCGGCCCUGAGUGGCCCUCAGAGAGGGAACUUCCUGGGGGCUGAGACCACAGAUGGCAGCGUCCCCUGGGAUGAUGGCCUGAGGGGCAUGGCAGCCGAUGUUGGCAUGACUGCCCUGGAGACUAAGUCCCAGAACAGCACGGAGCCCUCGGGCUCGGACGAGGAAUCUGGCCCUGUUCCCUUGGAGAGGGAGGACCAGGUCCCCGGCCCUCUGGGAACCCUCAGUGGGGUGGGAGACAUGGGCCUGGGAGUGGGGGACAGCCUGGGUGUCAAUGGCCAGGGCCCCAGCCUGAAGGAGGAGUUAGAGCGUGUGAAUGGGGGGGUGUUAAACGGGCUGCAGCAGUCCGAGGGAGGAGGGCAGGGGAAACUGGGGGGCCCUGAGGCGGACCAGGGCAGCCCCUUGGAAGAGGAGGAGGACGAGGGGAGUGCCCUGAAGGCCCCUUGGGCAGGACCUCCUCUUCACCUUGGCGUGGGCCAGUUCCUGAAGUUCACUCCAAGGGAAGGAGAUGUCGACUCGUGGUCCUCAGGGGAGGACUAGGGAGAGCUCCUCCCUCGCUGAGGACUCGGGGUGUGUGUGUGUGUGUGUGUGUGUGCGCACGUGUCAGGGGGGUCCCUCAGCCCCCUCCCUGCUCAGAGGCAGCACCCUUAAGUUAUGAUCCCUUGACCUGUGGCUUCUGUCCCAGAGGCUGGCCGGCCAAGGUGAAGCAGGGUGUGGUAUGGGGGUGCGUCCCAAGAACGGAGGCUCCAGAAUGCAACCCAGCCCCUCCGACCCUGCUGUCCCAUGAGGCUUCAGCCAGCUGAACCACUGUAGGACUAGGCCCCUUUCCUCCCACACCCCUUCUCCCCCUCCUGCCAUCUGGAAAGGGCUCCUCCCAGGGGAGGGGGCUGUGGUGGUCCUCACCACAGGGCUCACCAGCCCUGUCCCCCCUCGCUGCACCCUCUCAGGGUGUCUGGCCACUGGGUGAGGGUGUGCUCCCAGGUCCUGACCCCCGUAUUCCUGCCAUGUUGUGUCUGGCUCAUCCCUGCCUGAAUAAAGUAGUUCUUCCGCCCCCGAA